GGUUGCACGCUAAAAGCCCAGGUAUUCAGUGUGGCUAUGCAAUGCCGCAGGAACAUGCCCCUUUCCAAACCAGGUGGAAAAUAUGACUUGGCGCAACUUCUCUUUUCACUCGAGAGGAAAUGAACCCGAAGUCAGGCUCUGGGCGCCGCUCUACCAGACUUGAGCCUCUAUGAUUUAGGGAGGGCGGGUCUGGCGCAUGCGCCUUGAGAACGAACGGAGUAUGAUGGCUUGUGGUGUGGUUGGGUUCUACUCUGGCCAUAAGGGCGACUAAGAAAUUGUGCUGCAAGAGCGUGGGAAGACAGCCAAGGAGAAAACUACUGACGCUUCCCCCAGGAUGUGGAAUUUGGUUGCAGUCUCCAAGCCUAGCCCAGGGGAACCACAUCAUCUUUUAAUCGGCAUUGAGUACGUUGUUGGACGCAAGAACUGUGCCAUUUUAAUACAAGAUGAUUCAUCAAUCAGCCGAAGCCAUGCAGUCCUUUCUGUUACUCAUCCUCCAGUUAACCUUAGUCAAUCAUCUACAUUUCCUGUGUUAACACUAAAAGACACCUCUAAGUACGGUACCUUUGUUAAUGGAGAAAAACUACCAAAUGGCAGUUCCAAAACAUUGCAGUCUGGGGACAGAAUCACUUUUGGUGUCUUUGAAAGCAAAUAUAGAGUAGAAUACGAGGCCUUGGUUGUGUGCUCUUCUUGCCUAGAACUCUCACAGAAAAGUGUUUUAAAUCAAAAUAUUCUGCAACUGGGAGGCCACGUAGUGAAUGAGUGGAAAGAAGAAUGUACUCAUCUUGUCAUGGUCUCAGUCAAAUUUACUGUGAAGACGAUAUGUGCAUUGAUUUGUGGUCGACCAAUUACAAAGCCUGAAUAUUUUGCUGAAUUAAUCAAGGCUAUUCGGGCCAAACAACAAUUACCUAAGCCUGAAAGUUUUUAUCCUCCACUUGAUGAACCAACUAUUAAGAAUGAAAAAGUAGAUCUUGCUGCAUGUCCUGAAAGAAGAACAAUAUUUAGAGGGAAAAAAAUUGUGUUUCUGUCUGCUAAGCAGCAUGCAAAACUGAGUCCAGCUGUCACAUUUGGUGGAGGGGAAGCGAAACUGAUGACGGAGGGAGCAGAAGAUGCUGCUGCUGCUUUAGUGACACCUCACGUUUGUGUUAUUGACGUAGGAUCCACGGGUUCUCAAGCAUCAGCUUCUGACUUGGGGAGGAAAUGGAAUGAUACUGUCACAACAGUCUUGGAAAGAAAAAAGUAUAGGACAAUUUCAGAGGCAGAAAUUGGUUUAGCAGUUAUCUUUGCAUCCACAGAACGAUACUGCAAUCCUCAAGCUUCUCCUAACUCAGGAGAAAAACCUGCUGCUUCAUCAUCAGAUUCUAUGCAGCCAAGUAUUUCUCUGAGGGCAUUGGUAGAGGAGACAGUAAUGCCUACCUGCACAGGUGAUGCCACAGAGUAUGUAACGGAUGCAGAGCUGGUGGACACGUGCAUGGAAAUGUUUGGAAGUCAUCAGGAAAUUCCUGUGCAAGAACAGAAAGGCAAAAGGCACCCACUGGACAGAACUACUAUCAAGGAGACUCCACUAGAAACCAGUACUGUAAAUAUGGGAGCGACAGCAGCCAAGAUGAACAGGCAGCCUGGGGCUGAUCGAAGCCAUUUAUCAUUCUCGCCCUCUAAAGUUCCAGGCUAUGGCAGAAACCAAGAAAUCAGUUCACAGAAGCAAUCCAAUUCAAUUACGAAUUACUUCCAAACUGUCACUAAGAAGAGGGAAAGAAAUGAGGAAGGAGAAACAUCCGUAUCCAAGUAUGCAAAGAUAGAUGAGAAAUCAUCCCAAGCUUCCACUCAUACUCCGCCUGUGAGGUCUCUGCUGCUGGGAAGCAAAACAGAAGGGCCUCAACAGGGGCAAUGCACUUUGGAUCAGAAAAUGAACCAGUCGUCUGUAGACAUGACUAGGAAGUCUGUGAUGGAGAGCAGCAAAUCCGAAGGAAAAAAUCUAAAUGAAAAUAUUCCUUCUGGAAAAUCUACAUCAAAAAAGAGAAAAGAAUUGGAUGAUUUGGCAGUAGAAGAUCUUGCUUCAUUAGAAGUUGUUUUUGAGACCCAAGAGUUAAACUGGGAAGAAGGCCUGGGAGAAGGUGAUGGAAGAAGUAUGAAGAAAAAACAGAAAUUAGAACCUGAAGGAAAUGGUCUUCAAGAAGGAAGUUCUGUAAGGCAGGAGACUGUGAAGCUGUUGCAAGGAAAUGAACAGACCCUUCCAGCUUCAGUCCAGAAACAAGAGAUUAAAAAUGAAUCAACACGCAGUGAGAAAAAUGAAUCACAAAAUCCUGAUACAUUUGCAAGUGAUUUUAGCAAUCUUCCUAGCAGGCUUUUGUUGUCUGAAUUGAGAUCACUGGUGGUUAGUCAGCCGAGGAGAGGUGUUGAUUCCACUGCCAGAACAAAUUAUGGACAUUUAAACAACUUCAAAAAAUUUAAAAAGGUCCCUUAUCCUGGAGCAGGACAGUUUCCUCACAUUAUUGGGGGAUCAGAUCUGGUGGCUCAUAAUGCUAAAAAGAAUUCUGAGAUAGAAGAAUGGUUGAAGCAAGAAAUGGAGGAACAAAGUCGGCAUGCGAGAGAAGAAUCACUUGCUGAUGAUCUCUUCAGGUAUAAUCCCCACACAAAAAGAAGAUAGCUAUGUCUUGGUUUGGAUCUGCUGCACAGAAUAAACUUUAUUAGCCUACUUGUUGACUUUACAUUGUAGCAUCAAAAGGGUUCACUUCGUAUUGCUCAUGCGUCUGAGAACCUGCAAAGAACAGGCAUGUGAUUGUAAACUCUUUAACAGCAAGGUACAGCUUAACGUAUUUAAAAUUCAUGUUACAAUUUAGGAGCAUUAUUUUGGAUGCAAGUGUGGUUUUAUAAAAGGAAACUAGCAAGAAGAAUUUCUUUUUAAAAGGGCAGUUUUAGAUGUUUUGGUUUUACUUGCACAAUACUGAAAUAACGACUACAUUUUAUAAAAGGAUUGAAUGUGGCUCUCCAGGUGUUUGUUUUCUACAUUUCAGACAAUUUUUGCUUCUUUAUUAAAUUAUCUCAGGAUGCAAAUUAGUGGGGAAUCUUUGUACUUUGCUAGCCUCAAAUCUUUUUCAUUAGCACUAAAAUUAUGAGAACCCAAAAUGCUGACUGGAACAUCAGCUAUGAGAUGUAUUAAUUCUGAAAUAGAGCUCUACUUUGGGGUGUUCUGCAGGAUUUCUGACUUGAGAAAGUGCCAUGUAUACAUUAGAUUCAGAUCUGUCAUUCUGUUUUAAAAGCAGGUACUUUGCCUCUCGUAUACCCUCCCUCCCCCCCCCUUUGGUUUUAAGCUCAGAAUAACAGUUUGAGACUCCUAGGCACAAACUCCAAAAAUGUAUCACUGCAUCCGUGAAGAAUGAUAACCUCCAGCAGCUGCAGAAUCUUUAUAUUACGGGUUGUAGAUAGAAAAUAGGCUGCUGAUAAUUCUGUGCAAACACAACUGUAUAACGAAGUAUGAAAAAGAAGAGAGUUAGGUGCGUCUCAGUUUGCAAACUGAUGGGGAAGUCAGCCCCUGCACUGGUGAAAGAGUCUGGUUUCUUUAUAGAUGUUUCCAACCACAGCCGGAAUCAAAUGUCCUCCUUUCACUUUUGUUGUUUCCUGUUACAUGGUUAAAGACAGCAAGGUCAGUUUUUAAAUUGACAGCAAGGUUAUGUAUGAUCUCUGAUAUAUGUAGCUGAAGUCUGCAUAUGUAGAAUUAUUUGAAAGGAGCCCAUAGAGUUCUGCUGGGGGGUGGGGGGUGAUCUUCAGGCUUCCCAGACUUGGGCUCAUUGGUCUGCAAGCACGCGUGAGGAGAAAAGAGGGACACGUGUCAGGAGAAGAGUGACAUCACUGGUUUCAAAUCGAGGGCUGGGUCAAGCUGAGCACCAGGAAGCAUACUAUAGUGAGGAACAAGUCGAGGGUCAGAUCCAUGGGGGAAUCCUUUCAACUCUUGAAUGCCCCAAUUGUGCUGUCCUGUUGCUGCUUUAGAGUGUGUGUAAAAAGGGGCUGGAUAUGCAGUGCCUUUUUCUCUACUCAUGCUUAUUUACAGCAGGUCUUUUGAAAUGGCAGCAAAAAAUUGUGGCUUUAUAGGCUGAUGGAACUGUGGAACCACUGAUGUAGACUAUUUACCUGUCUUGAAUAAGAUGCCCUAAAGUAACACAUUUAUUUUCCAGCAUCUCAUAGGGGCAAAAUGUCAUAACCUAAUGACAAAAAUAAAUUACUGCUUUCAUUUCAAUAAGUAAAAAACUCAAGUUCCAGCUGUUGUUGCUACCAAGGUAUCUUGAAAUAUGCAAACAAUAUUAACAAAAACUCUGUGCGAUUCUACUUGAUGUGCUGUUGUUUGGCUGCUUUGCCCUCUCAGGCCUACUCCACCCCUUCAGUCCUAAUUCCUAUCCGUCAAACAAUAGUUUUUCACAAUCAAAUAUCACAUUGAGUACCAUUUCACAAAAUAAGCUGUUUUAUUUAUUUGCAUAAUUUCAAAAUCAGCUUCCCAAUUUUUCAGCAUCUUUGAAUUGUAUAAUGUUCCUUCAGACACUGAAUUCAGUGAAUUUGGUGGUAAUAUCACCAAUCAAAAUUUAGAAAGGCUACAUGUUUAAGUUUCUAGUCCACUCCAUGAGGUUUUAACCAGAUUAAAAUCUGUUAACAUCCUGGCCAGCAGCAAAAAAACCCCAGGCUUCCUACUGGAUUCGUCAGUCUUUUCAGAUGCUCUAUGGGAUACGAUACAGCCCUCUGCAGAAAACGCCCACUGCAAACAUCCUGCACAUCUGAAUAAAUGUUAAGAUCCUGAUAGUAAAACAUUUAUUUGUAUACAGCUUCAAAUAAACACUGCUGAUAAACCUA
Messenger RNA from Sphaerodactylus townsendi, 4836 nucleotides. RefSeq names its product nibrin (gene NBN). The transcript has 16 exons. Lineage: Eukaryota; Metazoa; Chordata; Lepidosauria; Squamata; Sphaerodactylidae. Gene Ontology annotation, cellular component: nucleus; Mre11 complex. The coding region runs from base 335 to 2644 and encodes 769 amino acids. Gene Ontology annotation, molecular function: protein binding; damaged DNA binding. Gene Ontology annotation, biological process: telomere maintenance; double-strand break repair via homologous recombination; mitotic G2 DNA damage checkpoint signaling. The record is from RefSeq and is a predicted model, not a curated record.